Molecule: messenger RNA, 843 nt
Organism: Penicillium angulare
Lineage: Eukaryota; Fungi; Ascomycota; Eurotiomycetes; Eurotiales; Aspergillaceae
Product: PIG-F family protein
Exons: 2
Coding region: 1-843 (280 amino acids)
Biological process (GO): GPI anchor biosynthetic process
Cellular component (GO): endoplasmic reticulum membrane
Source: RefSeq, a predicted model, not a curated record
AUGGCCUCUCCAAACUCCCCCGCCGCGGUCACUAUGAACUCACCUAGCUCGACAUCACAAGCCCCUGUCGAAAAAGCCUCCGCUCCUCCAGUUAAUACCCUCCCCUCCCAACUAGCGCAGACAUACUCAUAUGCACACCCGGUACUUCUCCUUGCGCUGGGUGCGUCGCGGUUCAAUGCUUUGGUGGAGAACCCUGUACAGGAACUCCUGAAGGAUCUCCCAUGGCUUGCUCUUCUGCAGCUUGUCUAUGUGCUACUCUGUCUUCCUCCUGCUGGGACAACGGUCCCCGUCUCUGAUGGUCCCUCUGGCCAUGAUACCAAAAGCCCCCGUUCGCGUAAACCUGGCUACCGACGAAAGAACUCUGGAAAGAAUGACUGGGCGGGGAUUUGGGCUAAGCUGAUGCCUGCUUUCCUCUCUAUGUCUUUAAGCUUCCUCCUUGCUACGCCCGUUAUUGCCGUUCUCCUCGUCCUCUUCGGUGCCCCGCUCACAACCCACAAUUACGAGACUGUUCUCUGCGCAGCUCAUAUGGCUCUUCUCUCCGCUUCUGGAUUGAUUUACGCGCAUGGCGUAGAGGCCUCCGUAUGGAAGGAGGUCUGGGGUAUUGCUCGACCUGCUGAUGCUGUUUGGGGUAGCGCUUUGGGGACUGGUCUGGGUGCUUGGCUCGGUGCUAUACCUAUUCCUCUUGAUUGGGAUCGUCCGUGGCAGGCAUUCCCUAUUACUAUCCUGACUGGUGCGUACAUUGGGUAUGCGUUCGGAUCAUUGUUGUCUAGAACUCCGUUUAUCUAUGGUAAGCGCAUCCAGUUUGCGCCCGAGCAGGAAGAAGAGGAAGAGAAGACCAAUUAG